Molecule: messenger RNA, 5408 nt
Organism: Bursaphelenchus xylophilus (pine wood nematode)
Lineage: Eukaryota; Metazoa; Nematoda; Chromadorea; Rhabditida; Aphelenchoididae
Source: the annotation of a GenBank genome assembly
AUGUCAGCGGAACCCAAUUUAAGGCUGAGAAGGCUGACUAAGGCUUACUUGUCGGCCAUCAGCCACUCCAAUUAUGAUGCCGCCUCAAACAGUAGGACUGCCAGGGUUGAUAGAAUAUAUUCUUUGCGUAAGUUGAUUAUAAAAAAGUGUUUUAUCGUUUUAGUUGAAAAAAUAAUUGUGGAAAAUCAAAGUUGCACUUCUGGUCUUUUCCCGAGGUUCUCCAAUGAUAAGAGCAUUGGCUAUGUCAAGGAUAGCAUUUAUUGUGCAAUUGCUUGUUGGACAUGCUCCAUGGCGUAUCAAAGACUCGACGAUGAUCGAGGAAGACAAACGGAAUUGAAACAGACUGCGGUUAAAACGAUGAGGGGAAUAUUAUUCUGUUGGAUGCAACAAACGGGCAAGGUACACUUAGCAGUGAAUAAUUUAAUAUAUUUUAGCUAAAUGCUUUCAAAAGUCACAAUUCCUCUGAGUUUUCACUCCAUGCUCGAUUUGAUCUUCAGACAGGACUUGAGGUUCAUGGAAGUUACAAUCAUCUCCAAAUGGAUCUGGUCGCUCUUUACAUCUUGACUCUGGUUCAGUUUACAAUGGGCGGAACUCAAGUUAUCUUCACGAUGGAUGAAGUUGCCUUUCUUCAGAAUCUUGUAUUUUAUUUGGAAAGAACUUAUCGCACGCCUGAUUUUGGAAUGUGGGAGAGAGGGAGCCGUUAUAACAAUGGGAAAACCGAAUUGCAUGCGAGUGGCCUAGGAAUGGUGAAGGUAGACCUUUUUAAUUUGCUCAAUUUUUUGUUUAGGCUGCAUUGGAAGCCAUUAAUGGUCUGAAUGUUUUUGGAAACCGAGGAACAUCAGGAUCUGUAAUAUACGUUGAUAUCGAUGGACAUAACAGGAAUAGGACAACAUUUGAGACAAUACUUCCAAGAGAAUCAAAUUCCAAAGUAUAAAUAUUUUUUUAGUUCUUUGUUGAAUUUUAGAAUACGGAUGCAGCGUUGUUGAUUGCUGUUGGUUGGCCCGCCUUUGCGACUCACGAUGAGAAAUUGUUUGACACAACUUUUAACAAGUGUGUUAAACAUCUUGAAGGAAGAUAUGGCCUUAAAAGAUUCCUAAGAGAUGGAUAUAGAACUGAAUGUGAAGAUACGACCAAGAAACAUUACACCGAAGAAGAGACAUACAACUUUAGAGGGAUCGAGUCCCAAUUUCCCAUGUUUUUACUUUACAUUGUACUCACAGGUAUGUUUUGUUUAUUAUAAUAUUUGUAAUUUUGGUUCAGCGCAUUUCAAAGGCAAUGAUGUCAUGGCUGACAGAUAUUGGGAGAAAUUGAAUGGUUUGUUGGUUAGUUAUGAAUAUGGUAAGUCUUCACUGUAGUUCUGAAAAAAUUUAGGUGGACCGUUAAUUGUCCCUGAAUGUUACUGCUUGGAAGAGGAUCACAUUGAAGAAGAAAGGGAAACUCCAAACUCCCAAGAUUUCUAUGCAGUUAAUCCUUCCGAAUUUGGGAUACAUCUCUGGUCGAAUGCUCUUUAUGUGAUUGCCUUAUUAGUCCGUAUGUUGACUAUUUAUCUCAAUAGGGCACUUGUUACAGGCGAUAAACUUGUCCAUCUAAGCGAUCUGGAUCCUGUGUACCGUCAUCUCCCGGCGAGUUUACGACCAAAGGCAGUUAACCGUCAUUCUGCAUUUGAGGUAACGAAUGGCCCGGGCCAAUCUAUGUCCUUAGUUCUAAUCAAUUAAUCACUAUACUAACUAUUAUUUUUUAGAGGGAAGACGACAACUUGUCACAGAGUUUGGGCGGAGUUUGCUCAUGGUUUCGUAGUAUUGUUAGUGCCUAGUUUAGUGUCGUUCUUUGUCUAUCCGCACAUAUUAACAUGUUAUAUUUCUGUUAACACGCACUUUUUAGGGAAGAAUGGAGGGAGAUCCUGUUGUCCAGAUAGCCCUAAUCUCAGAAUCAUGCCAACUCCAGAUGAUGCUGGCCACCUAUGGAGUCCUUAGCCAGACUCCUCAUGAAGUUGAACCAGUUCAGAUCUGGCCAAGUUGGAGGAUGGUCAAAGUAUUUUGAUAUUGUGUUGUAUACCAUUGUUUAGGUGUUCAAUCAUCUUGGAGAGAAUCAUCGACUGGGACUUGGAGGACGACCAUCGAGACCAUUGGGUCCUUUGAAUACGUCCAAGAUUUACAGAAUUGGAGGGGACACUGUAAUAUGUUAUCCAUUAACAUUUGAACUCUCUGAUUUCUAUGGAAAUGCUGAUCCAUCAACUUUAAUCGAAGAUGUCAAAGUAAUUUUUUUUAGUAGUGAAGAAAUUAGAAUUUUGAAAAGUGACCUGAAUCACGGUUGAGCCCGAACUGCAAUCAGUUCGCAAACUGUCCUAAAAUCCGAACUCUCCCUUUUUGAACUCUCCAACUCUUUGAACACUCCCCCUUGAAUGAACACUCCCCCUCUUUUUGAGAAUUGAAAAAAUAUGGAUGUUACACUACAAAAAUUUUUUGCAAAUUGAAAAAAAUAAGGUGGCAUUACCCAAAAGUAAUCUUUAGUAGGAGCAGGCUGUCCCAUUUUUUUGUUGUCUAGAUUGCCAGUUUUCUGUUCGGAUAGCCCAGCAAUUUUGUGAUGUUUGUUGUACCAUGGAUAAUGUAAACGUCUUGGGGUCAAAGCCGGAAAGAGUCUGAUCUCAGGCUGUUUCCGCAUACAAAAGCAAGUGCUUGGAGAAAGUGGAUGGACCUAGAGACGCCUUCGACGAAAUGAAAGUGAAUCAGGAAACUUUUUCAAAAUCUCAGAACCAUUCUUAUUCACUUAUUUUUGUUCCCGUCUUUCAGAGGGACAUUGAGUUUAUUGCGAAAAGAUGGAAACUCUCAGGUCAUCCGACGUUUUGUAUGGUACUCCGAGAGGAGAAUAUCGUUGGGGAAUACUUCGAAAAGAUGCUCGACUUGUUGGUAAGCAUGAAGAAUGGGUUUGUCAAUGGAAUCAGAGUCCGGAUUGGAAGGAUCCAUGUAGGUGAUUAAGCAUAGAUGACGUCUCCUUCAGCAACUCCUUAACACUGGUUGUAUCGAACAUCUCGAUUUUGUCAAAUUGGAUGACAUUGAGUUUGACGUGGAUAUUUUCCAAGAGAUCGACAUGAAGACGGCCCAUAUGAAGUCCAAGACAAGCAUGAAGACAUUGCCUUUGGAGAGUCAAUCUAUUCUCUCAGAAGUAAGUUCUAAUGCUGAUUUUCACAAUUUUAUUUCCAGUGUGUUUAUCAAGCCAUGGAUGAUCACGAAUUGUUCUCGAUAAUUGCUCGUGAAGACGUCAUCGAUAAUCUCAGAGAGAUUGCCAUCGCCUUGGCAGUUAUGAUUAAACGAUAUUCGGGGUCUUUUGUUGUCCAUGGGGGUAGGAAUGAGAGAUUACGUCUAACAUUUUGCAGAAACUUUGACUGUCCGGUUGGAGAAGGUCUACCGAAUUGCUUGUCAGAUCCGAUCCUGGGGUCUGGUCCGUUACUGUGCAGCCCAUCUGAAGAAAACGGUCACUUCUCUCGCUCCAAGUAUAACAACCCUACUGGUAAGGGGGAAGCAAGUAAUCGUGGGAAUGAAAUCUGGAGUCGAGAUAAACAUCAGCAGUCCCCAAACUCCUAGCGAGAUUGUCAGCGCCGUUUAUUCCGGAUGUCAUUAUGAUCAGGAUGUUUCUGCUGCUGUUUUCCAACAAGAAUUGAUCAUAGCUUGUGCUGACUUGGUAGGUUAUGAGCCACUAACAAGGGAUCAGCAAACCCGCGUAUCUUGUUUUUUUUUUGAGACAUACACCAUUUGAAAGAGCGUAAAAAACUGGUCUAGGAUCACAUUUUAUUAGCUGCUAUUUCUGUUCUACGCCUUGGAUAGCGAGCACUCUUUAGUUCUAGGCUUAUCUCACCCUUUUUCUAAGGAAACAAAUCCGAACGGUUUCCAAAGUACAGCGUAGUAGUGCUUCGGUGGCCUAGUGGGGUAAGGCGCUGCACGAGGCGAACCUGCGGACCAGGUUCGAAACCCCUUCUGAUUUUCUUUUGAUUUUUUCAUUAUUGACAUAUGAAAAGUAAUUCUUCAAUCUCUUUAGCCUCUCAGAAGCAAAGAGUCGUGAAAUCCAACUGGGAAUUAAAAAAAAAUGCUUGCUAGCUAGGGCGUAGAGCAAAAAUAGCAGCUAAUAAAAGGUAAUCUAGACCAGUUUUUAAGCUCUUUCAAAUGGUGUAUGUCUCAAGAAAAAACCAGGAUGCGCGGUUUUGCCGAUCCCUUGUAAGGAUGAGCUUUAGAUUGUGCAUCAUCCACAUGCAUUUGAUGGGGUGCUGACAAUCAGGUUGGAAUGGCUGACUAAUGCUUUGCAACUUCUUCUACAUUACGUCAAGGAAUUGGGACUCAAACCUUCAGAUGUAAUACAUUUUUUGAACUGUAGUUGUCCGAUGAAUGUGAUCAAACAAUUGAGUAAGUACCGACAUAACACUAACAGUAAUUGUCAGGUAAAAUGAAUGGACUUGCUGUCUAUGACCUGCCUCCAACGAUGGUAAAGGAUCUCCUGACUAUGCUGAUGACAAGAACCAAUUGGCAUCUCUUGUAAGUCACCCUGAUAUUAAUGUUGAACGUCGGAAUAGACGGAAAACUCAUGUGAGGCAUCUGAAUGGAGCUGUGAACAGAGUCCCCACCAAUCUAUACGACCGAAUCUUCAAGAUGCUGGAGCGAGUAAGGGGUGGAAUUACCAUCGCUGGCCAUCUUCUCCCUCAGAAUCCGACUCUCCAAAUUAUGACUCAACAUGAACUGACCUUUGCUUAUCACAUGGAGGCCAUGAUGAGUGAUAUCCCGACUCCAGAACAGCGCCAAUUGGUGGUGGAAUUAUUGUCGAUUGUAGCCACAAUGAUGGAACGAAACCCAGAAGUCAAUUUCCCGGAUUCUCUCAAUUGUGAUGCAGUGAGUGGUGAUAAUUAAUCUAUUAUAUAUACUUUGGGCCGAAAUUGGGCAGCUAAUUUUUACGUAUCCUUAAACAGUAUGGUUUGACGUGUUAUUUUUUGAGAUAUGCCCCGUUAAAAAGUAGGAGAUAAAAGUAUUUUCCCUGUUAGGAAAAUCGGCGGAGUCCCCGCGGAGAAACCCAAGAAAAGAAAACGGAAGCUUUGAGUUUGUGUAAUGUUAGUUCACUGAUUUUCAGCUGAUCGAACGGGCCUUCCAAAUAUUUUGUCAACAAUGCCAAUUGUCCCCGAAAACUUCCUUUGAUGCAUUUUAUAACGCCGAACAAAACGCGGAGCCGUCAACUUUCAUCCUUCAGGUAUAGUAAAGUAAAAUGUUUACACAAAAACGACAAUUUCUCAUUUAUAGGCAGUUGUGGAGAAAUUACUGUCCAAAUGCCAUAACAUCGCUCGCAGGGGAUCGCUAUCCAACUCGAGCGAUGUCCUAGACGAUUUUGUAUUCAAAAGAAAGCACUCGGAUGACAUGUGCCCCAUCAGUUAG